AUGGAAAAAGUGUUUUUAAGUCCAAGUCGUUAUGUCCAGGGAAAAGAUGUUAUCAAGAAAGCCGGUGCAUAUAUCGGAAAAUUGGGAAACAGGGCUUUAGUUCUGGCAGAUAAGUUUGUCUGGAACAUUGCUGGAAAUGACCUCGCUAACAUACUUGAAAGAAGCGACAUCCGAGUAGAAAAAGUCGCAUUUGGCGGGGAAUGUUCAAAGAUGGAAAUUGACAGGAUUACCGAGCUCAGCAAAAAGGCCUGUUCGAAUGUGGUUAUCGGUCUUGGUGGCGGAAAAACAUUGGAUGCAGCAAAAGGAGUUGCGAAUCAACUGGGCUUGUUCCUAACGACUAUUCCGACAACCGCUUCCACAGAUGCGCCAACGUCCGCCGUAUCUGUCAUUUAUACCGAUAAAGGGGCAGUUGAAAGCUAUAGAUUUUACAACAAAAACCCUGAUUUAGUCUUAGUUGAUACGCGCAUUAUUACGAAUGCGCCUCCACGUUUUCUAGUGUCGGGCAUUGCAGACGCAUUAGCCACGUGGGUGGAAGCGAGAGCUGUUAAACAAUCGCAUGGUCAAAUUGUGUCAGGCGGCGCACCAACCAUUGCUGGGCAGGCCAUUGCCGAGAAAGCGGAGCAAGUACUUUUCGAGUAUAGUUUGCAAGCGCUUGAAGCUAACAAGAACAAACUAGUGACGUCGGCAUUGGAAAGCGUCGUGGAAGCCAAUACACUGUUGAGCGGUAUCGGAUUCGAAUCUGGAGGACUCGCGGCCGCCCAUGCGAUUCACAAUGGUUUCACGGCGAUAGACGGUAACAUUCAUCACCUGACACAUGGUGAAAAAGUAGCAUAUGGUACCAUUACCCAACUCGUGCUGGAAAACAAACCAUUGAAUGAGCUAGAUCGUUAUAUUGGACUCUAUCUCCAACUCGGGUUGCCGGUAACACUAAAAGAUAUUUACCUUGAGAACGCCACCGACGAAGAUUUCUACAAAAUUGCGGAGAUAGCUACGGCAGAGGGUGAAUCCAUUCAUAAUAUGCCGUUUAAAGUUACAUCGGAUGAUGUGGUACAGGCUAUAAAAGGCACCGACGCAUAUGUGAAGAAUUACAAAAAACGUCAUGGCUGGCGUGAAGAACAAAAGUGA
Didymodactylos carnosus is the source of this 1125-nucleotide messenger RNA. The record is from the annotation of a GenBank genome assembly. NCBI's taxonomy places the organism in Eukaryota, Metazoa, Rotifera, Eurotatoria, Philodinida, Philodinidae.